CUGGCAACUUUAGGGACUUAGGGGACAGCUGGGGACUUAUAUCAUGAGAGCAAAUAUGAGGACUCAAGCAGAUGGCGGUGGAGCCAGAAAAAAAAUAUAAAUACACUCAAGCAAGGAGGGAGUUUUGCAAAGUAGUAAGAGAGUUUUAACUUUGAGCUUUCUGUGCUCAAUUUAGAUCCAUUUGAUGUUCUUGAAAACAGAUCAAAUCUAUCAUCAGAGGGAGAAGGGGAAGGCGGACACUAAAAGCAGCAUUAAUGAUUCAUAAGUACCAUGUGAAGGAUAAAAGAAGGCCGCCUUCAUCACAUGAUCCAAUUUCAUGACUUAUGUUAUAGGGUUAAGAACAGAGUCCGAUGGGCAAGACUUCACAGAGGAAGCAACGUGACUGUGAGAACCCAGCAAAGCCAAAGCCUUGUUUAAACACUUCAAUCCCCUUGAGGAUGUCCAGUUAUACUUUCAAGAGGCCAGUCACUAGAAUCACAUCCCAUCUGAGCAAUGAGGUAAGAUACCAUCAGUGGGAGGAGACCUUGGAAAAGCCUGAACAAGCCUGCUGGCAGAAGAGACUGCAAGGACUCCAGGCCUGGAGCAGUACAGGAGAACUUUUGAGCACUUCAGAUAUUGGCAAAGCUCUGCAAGACCUUACACCUAGAGACACAGAUGCAUCUGUUUCAGGGACUCAAGCCCACAGUAUUGACCCCAGGCCCAUGUCCACCCCUGAGUCAACUUCACAUUCAGAGAAGACGUUUCCAGAAGGAGAUAUCCCACAGAUACUUGGCAAACAGUUUCUGGUCACUGAAGAGGAUAUUAGCAACCAGGAAAGGAAAGUGAAAAUAGCAAGAGAAAGACUGGCAGUUGCACUGAUUAUACACAGGUUAGCAAAUGAGGCAGAGAAAGUGAGGGGGCCAAGAAAGUCAAACUUAUAAACAUUCUGGGGGCUUGCUGGGGAGAUACUACAGGUGAGAUGGGGGAAUGGCCGUGUUUGAACACCUCUUUGAGGUGUCUUUUGUUGUUUUGAGAUCUUGAAACUUUAAACAUGACAAUGGUUUAUUAAAAGU
Messenger RNA from Acomys russatus (golden spiny mouse), 1052 nucleotides. RefSeq names its product methyl-CpG binding domain protein 3 like 1 (gene Mbd3l1). NCBI's taxonomy places the organism in Eukaryota, Metazoa, Chordata, Mammalia, Rodentia, Muridae. The record is from RefSeq and is a predicted model, not a curated record. The transcript has a single exon. Bases 351 to 920 code for a protein of 189 amino acids.